GCGACGAAAGCACGACAAAAGCCUAGACACUUCGUUGGAGGAUCGCAUAGCUCGGAUGGAAGCCAUGAUCCAGAACCAGAACAGAACAUCUCCGUCGGUGUCUGACACCGCUCAUCCUGGCAGUGUCAGUAGCCAGAGCACUCUGGUGACGCAGACACUCGGGCCACAACUUGGAAGCGUCAGGAACGAUGUAGACGCAACAACAUCCACCUGGAACGAGGCCCAGCAUCUUCGGUCGAUGGGCAUAGAGACCUUGUUGCUCGAAAACCCUGCCUUGAUGUCUUUUGUGCCACAAAAAGCUGCGCCAUCGUAUCAGAAUCCAUCCAAUUCAACCAACCCAAAUUUGGCGGAAACGGUGCAACAGUCCGCGGAAACCUUUCCAGAUAGGCAUGUUGGGUCCAAGGAGGACUCUGACGCUACAAACGUAGACAAGGAGGCCACUAUUCUUGCUCCGCAGGUGGUGAACUGGGAACAUCAUGGCCCGGGCUCCUGGCUAUCGGUCUGCUCAAGGCCAGGUCUAGAUUGGGUUGCACAAAGAACCGGGGUGCCAGAUUUUGAAAAUAGUGCCAGAGAAUUGGUAUCCACGUGGACGAGGCGUUUGACAUUGGAUCGAAACAAAAUCACAUGCACCCAACACCGAGAGCCUGAUCCCGAGACUGCGUGGAAAUAUUAUGCUGGAAAAGCAUACUUUGAGGAUUCGUUCGACUCGACUCUCGGCAUUGUGUACAGACCCGAGUUUGAAAGCGCUCUUCGAGCCCACUUCCGUGGAGAUCUGGUGUCAGGCGACGACGCCGCCUGGUUUGCCUUGCGCAAAACCGUGUACGCCUCAGGAUGUCGCAUCUACCUUUCCAAAAACACGUCGAUGAGUUUCACAGAGAUCCAGACUGAGGCAUGGAGCUAUUUUCAGAGCGCCAUGUCCGUCCUCAUCGAGUUGCUUUUCACUCCCACAGGUUUGCUCGCUGUUCGCGCCCUGGUCGCAAUGGCAUUUUUCGCUGAAGGGCUCGGCAAUCCCGCCCUUGAGUAUAUGUUCUGUGCCAGCGCGGCGCGAGUGGCUCAGGCAAAAGGACUACAUCGGCGACCAGCCAAAGCUUGGAACGUGGCUGCUCAUGAUGAGCUACACUAUAGUUGGCUGUUCUGGGCUAUAUACUGCUGCGAGAAGCAUAUUGCUCACCGCUCUGGACGACCGUCUGCCAUCGACGACGACGAGAUUAGCUGUCAGAUCCCGUCCGAGGCCUGCCCUGGAAGCACUCUUGACGUGGAGGCAUUCACAUAUCUUAUCCGGCAUGCCCAGAUCUCCUCUCAGAUCUCCAAGCGACUCAUGUCGGUGAAGGCCUUCCAACAGCCGCCGAGCACUCUGCUUGAAACCGUAGCCCAACUAGAUCACCAGCUGCACGAAUGGAGAGAUUCUCUUCCGCCAGGACUGAGACCCGACGACCGCCUCAGGUCCUUUCAGGCCUCCCGCGACGCCAGGUAUCUCCCUACCAUCCUGAUGCAUUGCGCUUACUACGGGAGCCUGAUGGCGAUACACACCAUCUUCGCCUACCCGUGGGUGUACAGCACCAUCUUUGGGAACGGCAGGGGUGUUGUUACUCAAGACCAAGUGAUCUUCAGCUCGAAUACGGUUGCAGAGGCCGCGAGGAACAUUAUCAUCAUCGCGAGAAGCCUGGAGAUCAACGGUGCAUCGAUCCAAUGGCCAACCUUCUACUACCCCAUGAUUGGGCUGAUCAAUCUUUUCAUCCACAUUCUCAAAUUCCCGUCUCUGCCCUCCGCGCGAUCUGACGUGGCCUUGCUCGACGUGGCCGCCGGCUACUUUGGACACAUGGAAUUCAUCACGUCCUCGGAGCUCAACUUUCCUUUUGCCCGCGACGUUGCCACGGUCGCUCGACAGACGGUCAACAAGGCCUCGAAGACCGAUGCCCCCGCGAUCACGAGCGCGGACGACGGCUUCAGCCUCGCCAACGACGUGGACAUUCCUUUCGGGGAUAUCUUCUGCGCCAGCCAGGACUUCAACCUUGACGACUGGAGCGUGUUCUCCUCCGUGUUCUCCGACGAAGCGCUGAUGAAUCGAGAGAUCGGGUUCUGA
This is a messenger RNA of Cladophialophora immunda, 2083 nucleotides long. RefSeq lists its product as uncharacterized. Gene Ontology annotation, biological process: DNA-templated transcription. Lineage: Eukaryota; Fungi; Ascomycota; Eurotiomycetes; Chaetothyriales; Herpotrichiellaceae. The transcript has 8 exons. The record is from RefSeq and is a predicted model, not a curated record. Gene Ontology annotation, molecular function: zinc ion binding; DNA binding. Bases 56 to 2083 code for a protein of 675 amino acids.